ACAUACAUACACAUACACAUAUUUGCACUCUAUAUCAUCUCCAUAUCUCACGUAUCUUCUCUCUUUAUGCAAACGACCAUCACCAUGAAUCAAGAACACAAUACCACAACUCCAAUACCAAAAGCUUCAUUAUUGUUACUAGAGGAUGAUCUAUGCAAGAGAGAAUCAGAGAUCUCAAGAAACUCAUCGGUGGGAGUUUCUUCUAGAUUGUUCUAUUACUACCAUCAUCGAAGUUUCAACGAAGGAGUUCCUUUUAAGUGGGAGAUGCAGCCGGGAACACCGAUCAAUCCUCCGCCGGAAGAAAUCAUUCGUCCGAUUACACCUCCUCCGGCGUUUCUCAGCCUUGGUUUCCCUAAACCCUCAAUCUCAGUCGUCGGAGGUUCUAAUAAACAUUCUCUUUUCCCGGCGAAUCUUAAGCUUUGGAGAUGGAAGAAUCUGCGUAAGAGAUAUCUCUCUAGAUGGUCAAGCCAAAGCAUGCUUAAUAAAGAUUAUCAUAUUUCUCGUGACGGUAAUUCAAAUUCUUGUGAUGAAUUGGAGAGAUUCGAGGAGUUUAAGGAUUACAGGUCGAGCUCAUGUUCUUCUUCGUCGUCGUCUUCCUCGAAAGAUCGGAGAUUGAUAAAGGCUUCACCACGUCAAUGGUUUAGCGGUUGUCCAUCUCGGAAUUCAAGAAACAAUCAUACCGGUUUUCAUUAAAGUUAUACUCUUGAAUUAUUGUUUUGUACCAGAUUAAUAGUUAGACAAUAAGAAGAAAAAAAGCAAA
Messenger RNA from Arabidopsis lyrata subsp. lyrata, 760 nucleotides. RefSeq lists its product as uncharacterized. The record is from RefSeq and is a predicted model, not a curated record. Lineage: Eukaryota; Viridiplantae; Streptophyta; Magnoliopsida; Brassicales; Brassicaceae.